UGGUUGAUGUGGUUUAAGAUCAUCGAACAGAGAGUGUCAGUGAUACUACUUUGCUCAUUUUCAGGAUCUUGGUUCUUUCGCUGAUUCCCUUGGAUUAAUAUCUUUCGUCGCUUCGCCGACAGUGAGGGUGAGAAAAGAGGUGGGAAUCGUUGGUGGGAAUGUUGUACUAGUCACGGAGGGGCUAGGUGACGCGCGUUGGAAAGAUUUCAACAGGAAGCUGAAGUCCGAGAAUAGUCCUUAAAGAGCUAAGGGUAUAUAGAUGGCAUCUCGGUUCCGUUAUUGAAUCGGAGUACUGGUUCAGAUGAGCGAGUGAGUGUCGAUCGAGCGGACGACCCUUCUUUGAAAGAAGAAAUCGACAGAAGAAAUCGAAAGAAGAGAUCGAGAGAGAGAGGGUAAAUUUGCGAGGGAAAAGGAUGAACUGGAAGAGAGGAAUCAUUGAUGGGAAGAUUCGGGCCGGUAGCAAAGCAGUAGCGAAGCAGACUUGGUUGUCAUCGAAGCGUUCGAAGCGGUAGGCCGAUCUCGUUUCAAGGGAGAAAACGUAUGACGCGCGGCGGCGGAGACAACGAGAAACAUCAUACGGGAGCGCGUUACAUACAUGGGUACUAAUUGGAUCGUUGCAUUGAUGAUCGCCUGGCUAACUUGUUCGGUGAAUGGGAAAGUGACUUGUCGCGAGGUGCAACUGGCCCGCGACUGCGAAGCCCUUUGCAAGAAAAAUCGUUACGGUACGAUUUCCUGCGAGUUGAGAGUAGCUGUUCUAUUACCGGCGGAUCCGAGUUUUGAUAUCGCGUUACCCAAAGUUCUUCCGGUGCUAGAUUUGGCCGUUUACGAAGCCAGAGCGCGAAAUUUGUUACCCUACUGGUUGAAGCUAAAAUUCCUUUCGCAAGACGAUCACUGCGAUGCAACGUACGCUCAGAUCGGCGCAAUCGAUAGCUUUUCGAAUUGCGUUCAUCUGUUUCUUGGGCCUGCCUGUGAUUAUUGCGUAGCGGCUGUUGGCAGAGUGGUGAAAUUCUUUGGUUCACCGUUAAUUACAACCGGUGGAUUUACCUUCGAUUUCACGGAAAAGAAGACCGAAUGCAAAGACGAAUACUUUAUGACAACGCGAAUCGGAAAUGUGGCCUUCAGGGAUCUCGCCAAUUUCAUCGUCGCUUUGAUGAAUCGAUACAAGUGGCGGAAGGUGCAUUUGGUGUACGCGACCAAUGGACAAUGUCAAGUCGCCGGUAGACACACUUGUCAGCUACUGAUGAAAUCAAUGGUGGAGUUUAUCAAGAAGGAGCCAAACUUUACGUUUGGCACUUUCGACGUGGAAACCACCGUGUCCGAGGAUUAUUCAGAGGUGUUGCAAAAUCAUGUGGGCAACUGGUACGGUGUCGUAGUGAUGUGCGCCAAUUCGACGACUAUCAGAGAAAUUCUUCUGGCUGCCGAACAGCUCGGAAUGGUCGAUUCCGGAGAAUACGUGUUCUUUUCUAUAGAGCUUACGUCCAGCGACAGCGACUCGAAGGAACCAUGGAAGGUGGAAACCGACACGGCGGAAAGAAACGAAAAGGCUCGAAAGGCUUAUCAGGCACUGUUGACGGUCACCGCUCGAACCCCGGAUAAUAUCGAGUAUUUGAACUUUUCGCGAGAGGUGAAAGCUCUCGCGCAAUCCAACUACAAUUUCACCUUCGGAAACAACUCUGUUUCGACCUUCGUAACUGCCUUUUACGACGCGGUUAUACUUUACGCUCUCGCUCUCAAAGAGAUCUUACCGGAGCAUCCUGGCAGGGUGAACUUGGACGGCGGUAAUCUCACCCGAAGAAUGUGGGGUAGAAGUUUCAAAGGUAUAACAGGGGAUGUGAAUAUCGACGAGAACGGGGAUCGAAUAGCGGAUUAUUCACUUCUCGACAUGAACCCGAAAACGUCCAAGUUCGAGAUUGUCGCCCAUUACUACGGUGCCAAUAAGACGUUACGAUACGUACCUGGGAAGAGGAUACACUGGUCGGGUGGUCGAUCGGUACCACCGCCGGAUACACCAACCUGCGGCUUCGACGGUUCCCUCUGCCCUGACAACUCUCUACCGGGACACGCGAUACUCUCGAUGGUAUUGAGCUCCAUCGUCGUUCUUCUCAUCGUUGCCUCGGUCUUCAUUUACAGACACUUUAAACUCGAAGCGGAAAUAGCCUCCAUGACGUGGAAGGUACACUGGGACGACAUUACUAUUGCCGUGCCGUAUGCAAAAACGCGAGGUUCCAUGUACUCGUUGAUCGCAAGCAGGAUGCGCGGUAGCGAUCUGACCAUAUACUCGGACGAAAACGUCAGUUUACCGGGUGAAGUGGAUAGAAACGUCUACAUACCAACGGGAAUUUACAAGAACUCUAAGGUUGCCAUAAAACUGAUACCGAGGAACAAGGUGGAAAUCUCGCGGCCUCUGCUGCUCGAACUGAAAAGGAUGAAGGACCUUCAACACGAUCAUUUGGUGCGGUUUUAUGGUGCCUGCGUCGAACCUCCGCAUUGCUGUCUCUUGACCGAAUAUUGCCCGAAAGGAUCGCUUCAGGAUAUAUUGGAAAACGAACAGAUCAAACUGGAUCGCGUGUUUCGAGGAUCCCUUAUUCACGACAUCGUUCGAGGAAUGGCGUAUCUUCACGCAUCCGAGGUGAAGAGUCACGGUAACUUAAAGUCCUCCAACUGCGUGGUCGAUUCACGAUUUGUCCUUAAAAUUACCGACUUUGGAUUGCACGAGUUGAGAAGAGCGAACUACUUCGAAACGGACGACGACAAGACCAGUUACGCCUAUUGGAAGGCACAGUUAUGGACGGCUCCGGAAUUAUUGGGAAUGGAAGGACAUCCACCCGAGGGUACGCAAAAAGGAGACGUGUACAGCUUUGCCAUAAUCGUCCAUGAAAUCGUGGUACGCCAGGGACCGUUCUACUUGGGCGACAACUACGAUUACUCCCCAAAGGAAAUCGUGGAAGGAGUGAAAAGGGGUGGAGGUUCUCCGUUGAGGCCUACGAUCGACGAGUCGGCGGUCGAGGAAGAAGUUGCUACCUUGAUGAGGAAAUGUUGGGCACAAGACGCCGCGGAUAGACCAGAUUUUCCAGCGCUCAAACAGACAAUUCGGAAGAUUAACAAAGAUUACGAGAGCAGUAACAUCCUCGAUAAUUUGCUAUCCCGUAUGGAACAAUACGCCACGAAUUUGGAGACCCUGGUGGAGGAACGUACCGCGGAUUAUCUCGAAGAGAAACGUAAAUGCGAGGAACUUCUAUACCAGUUGUUACCAAAAUCUGUCGCUUCCCAGUUGAUAGUCGGCCAGAGCGUGAUAGCCGAAACUUAUGACCAAGUGACCAUCUACUUUAGCGACAUCGUAGGAUUUACCAAGCUCUCUGCCGAGAGUACACCUCUCCAGGUCGUAGAUUUACUCAACGAUCUGUACACGUGUUUCGACUCUAUCAUCGAAAACUUUGACGUUUACAAGGUGGAGACGAUAGGCGACGCGUAUAUGGUAGUGUCAGGAUUACCAGUGAGAAAUGGAACGAACCAUGCCAGAGAAAUUGCGAGGAUGAGCUUAGCGUUAAGAGAUACCGUGAUGACCUUUAGUAUACGUCACAGACCAACAGAACAACUAAAGCUUCGAAUUGGAAUGCAUUCCGGACCUUGCGUGGCUGGUGUAGUUGGUCUAAAGAUGCCUAGAUAUUGCUUGUUCGGAGACACUGUCAACACCGCGUCUAGGAUGGAGAGUAACGGAGAAGCAUUGAAGAUUCACGUUAGCCCGAAAACGAAAGAAAUCUUGGACACUUUCGGGACAUUUGAACUCGUUUGUAGAGGCGAGGUUACCUUAAAGGGUAAAGGCACCAUGACCACGUACUGGUUGAUCGGUGAAAAGUCUAUCGAUAACAACGUUCAACAAGCAAAUGCUUCGUCGUCAACGUUGAUACCUGUGACAACGAUAACGGCGGCAACCACGACGAUAAUAACGACGACGACGAUGACGGCAACAGCCAUGACAACGAUUGCAACGCCGAGCAAUCAAAUUUUGGCCACAACAAUCGAUCAAUCACGAUCGUGUGUCGAUCAUCCAAAUGUCGUAGCGCAGCAUCGACCGGAUCAAACAAAGGUGCAAGAUGUACGAUCCUAUUUGUCGACGCAACAGAAUUGCCAGGACCAAAAUCAUCGAGUCGUUCAGAAAGGGCGCCAAGAACAGCAACGAUCACAAACGAAUCAGCAAAAGGGUCAGUUUCGACAACAGGUUACGAGUCAACGCGAUGCUUCGAUGCAAAAUCGGAAAGUAGAUAGCAAAGAUAAAAGUGAUUGCGAAGGCAGUCGCGAUAUUGGUAAUGAAAAUUGCGAUAGUGGUGGCGAUGGCGGUGGAGAUGGAGAUAGAGGUGGUGGUGGAGGUGGUGGCAGUGGAGGUUGGAAUAACAAUAAUAGUGUUGGAAACAACGGCGGGGGCGUGUUUGCAACCGGAAACGGCGUAGCUAGUCACGGUCGUACGAUAGGCAACGGUUCGCCAUCCCGAAAUCGGUCGUCUAUCGGGUCGACGCUGUCGACCAACGUCAUUUCCCAAGGUCGACGUUCCUAUCAAGCCGGCGAAAAUGUGCCGAAUCACACGGAAAGCGGUCCAAACGCACCGCUUCUGGUACCCACGACACCCCCUUCGCGAGUCUAGUUCCAUUUCUCUCGACUCUUGUAUCACCCGACACUUUCCGAUCUUCCGUCGAUAAAUCGACCUCAUCCGUAACACGUGUACCAUCGUUUCGCGUAGAGUAGCAGCCAAGCAACUUCCGAUCGGCGUCUCCGAUCGAAAUUUGGGUCCACAUGUUCGAAAGUAUGCCUUUCGAAGUAAAAAUAAACAUUACGGGAACACGAUCGUUAUUUAUUGUAUCGAGGAGAGAAGGGGCUGGCAUACAUCUCGGUGGGAAAAGAGAGAGACUGUUACUUCUUCGUUGUGAU
Molecule: messenger RNA, 4923 nt
Organism: Eufriesea mexicana
Lineage: Eukaryota; Metazoa; Arthropoda; Insecta; Hymenoptera; Apidae
Product: atrial natriuretic peptide receptor 1
Exons: 24
Coding region: 596-4639 (1347 amino acids)
Biological process (GO): intracellular signal transduction; protein phosphorylation; receptor guanylyl cyclase signaling pathway
Cellular component (GO): plasma membrane
Molecular function (GO): guanylate cyclase activity; protein kinase activity; adenylate cyclase activity
Source: RefSeq, a predicted model, not a curated record